AUGGAACACCAUUUCCCAGCGUUUGAUGAACUUCCUGUAGUUCCAGGUGCGCCUCAAGGAUGUCUUUGGGGCUUUUAUGACAGGAAUAGCAAGAAGGAUGAGCUUGGCUCUUUGAAUCUUCUGACGCCUCGUGUCGUGAAAGAAGCCGCCUGCGAGAUUCAAACCGGUCGCCGGGUUCAACUUGAUUGGCCUCUGGAUUCAUUCAAGUCUCCAGGCUUCGGUCGAAGAGAACUACAGCACACAAUACUGGAUGCCUCUGAGAAUCCAGACAUUAAUGCCUUCGUCUUGGAUGAUGAGAUACACAUCAACACCCAGGGCAGCUCGCAAUGGGAUAGCCUGAAACACUUCGCCCAUCAAAAGAGCCAGGUCUUCUACGGAGGUCUGACAUACGAACAAGCAAAGAAGACACAUACCAAUGGAAUACAUACCUGGUGUCAGGCCGGAGGCAUUACAGGCCGUGGUAUAUUGGUUGACAUGGUUCGAUACUACCAAAGGCGCGAUGGAAAACUUCCAGACGCCUGGUCUACAAGCCCGAUCGGGGUCAACGAUAUCCAGGCGGCUCUUGCCGAGCAAGGUACAGAAUGCCGACCCGGAGACAUCUUGAUCAUGCGCACUGGCUACAUCAAGAGGUACAAUGAGUCUUCUGAAGAAGAGCGUCGCAAAGGGAUGAAGUUCGGGGGUCCUGCCAUCGGCAUUGCAUCUACCGAAGAGACGGUACGGUGGCUGUACAACAAGCACUUCGCUGCGCUGGCAGGUGACACUGUUUCUUUUGAAGCUUGGCCACCGCCAGCAGGGACUCCGUUUGUAAUCCACGAGUUUGCGCUUGUUUGGUGGGGAACGCCUCUCGGAGAGUUGUGGGAUCUUGAGACGUUGGCGGAACUAUGCGAGGAACACGAAAGAUGGUCCUUCUUUCUGACCAGUGCACCUUUGCACUUGAAAGGUGGAAUAGGAAGCCCGCCUGGUGCUAUCGCUAUAUUUUGA
Messenger RNA from Colletotrichum gloeosporioides, 981 nucleotides. RefSeq lists its product as uncharacterized. Lineage: Eukaryota; Fungi; Ascomycota; Sordariomycetes; Glomerellales; Glomerellaceae. The coding region runs from base 1 to 981 and encodes 326 amino acids. The transcript has 4 exons. The record is from RefSeq and is a predicted model, not a curated record. Gene Ontology annotation, molecular function: arylformamidase activity.